This is a messenger RNA of Penicillium brevicompactum, 1512 nucleotides long. Its product is annotated as putative YT521-B-like splicing factor. Gene Ontology annotation, molecular function: N6-methyladenosine-containing RNA reader activity; mRNA binding. Gene Ontology annotation, biological process: mRNA splicing, via spliceosome; regulation of alternative mRNA splicing, via spliceosome. The transcript is spliced from 3 exons. Bases 1 to 1512 code for a protein of 503 amino acids. Gene Ontology annotation, cellular component: nucleoplasm. The record is from RefSeq and is a predicted model, not a curated record. NCBI's taxonomy places the organism in Eukaryota, Fungi, Ascomycota, Eurotiomycetes, Eurotiales, Aspergillaceae.
AUGGGCAACAUGUCUUACGCAUUACCCGGUCAUCACCCUCAGUAUGAUCAAUUGCAAUAUCCCCCAGGUCAAGGCAUGAUGUAUCCCAUGCCAGUGCCAUAUAUUCACAAUGCUGGAAUGGCUUACAGUGUGCCAUAUCCAUAUCCGCCUUAUACGAUUCCACCUCACGGCCCCCAUUACCAGCAAUAUGGAAAUCAGCCCAUGCAGAACAUCCCUCAACAUUCACCAUACCCUCAAGGCUAUUAUCCAUAUGCCGGCUAUCCUCUGCACCGAGGUCAAAUGCCCGCGCCCGCGGUCGGUCAGGCCCAGACAGCCUUAUCGAACCCGGACACCCGCAAGGAAGCUGACAGACGAACCGGGCAACUCGAAUACGACGUUUCCAAGACCAUCGUGGAUGGUUCCAAUCCCAUGAAACUGGUCACACCUCAACCGUUCCUCUCUGACAACAAUUCCCAUUCACACUCCGCACCGUCCGCCCCGAGCACUCCACGAGGACCCCCACGAAAACCCAAGCAAUCAGGCCAUGCCCUCUGGGUAGGCAAUCUCCCACCUGGAGCCAACGUCGUGGAUCUCAAGGAUCAUUUUUCACAAGAUGCAACCCUUGACAUCGAAAGCGUGUUUUUGAUUUCGAAGAGUAACUGUGCGUUUGUGAAUUACAAGUCAGCGGCAGCUUGUGUCGCGGCAUUAGCUCGUUUUCAUGAUUCUCGUUUCCAGAGCGUGAGGGUUGUCUGUCGACUGCGCAAAGGAUUUACUGCCCCAGGUUCAGGUGUUGCUGGGUCGGUUGGCAUGGUCGGGGGUAGCCUUCCUUCACGGGAUGACGCGACUCCAGUCACGGCUGAUCCACCUCCUGCUUUGGGCGUUGAUGUACCGGAGCUCAGUCUGGCAGCUCCUGCCACAGGUCACGAUCCUCCUCCAGCUCGGGUGGUUGAUCGAUAUUUCAUUGUCAAGAGCCUGGCGACCGAAGAUCUGGAGCUGAGCAAGAUCAGCGGGAUUUGGGCCACGCAGUCUCAUAAUGAGGCGGCGAUGAAUCAAGCAUAUGAGACCGCCGACUACGUUUAUCUGAUUUUUUCGGCCAACAAAUCAGGCGAAUACUUUGGAUAUGCACGCAUGAUGUCGCCGAUCAGCGACGACGACGACCUCGCCCUGGAAAUGCCCCCUCGUCCCGACCCGCCCGCCGCCGAAGACCUGGAUGUGACUCUCACGGCCGCGACCACCACUGCCCCCCAAGGUCGAAUCAUCGAUGACUCCGCCCGGGGCACCAUAUUCUGGGAAGUCGAGUCCAACGAGGAUGACGCCCGCAGCGAGAAAAGUGUGGAACCCGAGGAUCCUGAAGAACAGACCUUUGGGAAACCUUUCCGCAUUGAAUGGGUGUCGACCGCACGCGUGCCCUUCCAUCGAACUCGGGGACUUCGCAACCCUUGGAAUGCCAAUCGAGAGAUCAAAAUUGCUCGUGACGGUACCGAGAUUGAGCCCACGAUUGGUCGGAAAUUAAUUCAGCUGUUUCACGCUUGA